Molecule: messenger RNA, 1074 nt
Organism: Exophiala aquamarina CBS 119918
Lineage: Eukaryota; Fungi; Ascomycota; Eurotiomycetes; Chaetothyriales; Herpotrichiellaceae
Exons: 3
Coding region: 1-1074 (357 amino acids)
Biological process (GO): DNA-templated transcription
Molecular function (GO): zinc ion binding; DNA binding
Source: RefSeq, a predicted model, not a curated record
AUGCCUAUUGACCGAGAAUCUCAAGAAGCGCAAUGUUUCAUGUGGCUCGGCUGCUCGUGGCGUGAGACUGAAUCGAACAGAAUAGAGACCAACAGAAUAGAGACUCGAUCCGACGUUACGGAAGAGAAAGAGCCUCUAGGUUCAGCACGUGUCGGACGAAUCUGCUGUGUCGGCUAUAAGCUGGGAGACGUCAACCUAUUUCAUGGCAUUCCCUUUCUAUCGCGGGAAGGCCAACAGUGGAUUGGCCUCAGAACUGAUGAAACUGAUGAUUCCUUGUACGAUGGUGAGGUGCACGGUCCGCUGUGGCAGAAUCAACAACAAGCGUGGCCCAGCUUGUUAUUUCGUGAGAACAUGGCACCCUGGAAGACGAGAAAAUUACCAUCGCGCGGUUUAGUGGAGAAAUACCUCAGCUUCUAUAACAAUUCGCCAUUCUCAGAGGUUUUUCCGAUCGCUGACAAAGUGUUGUUCCCAGAAGUCAUUGAAAAUGCCUACAGAGGCGAUCUCUCAACCUUGCCAGGAAACUUUCAAGCCAAAGCAUGUGUCUUUGCCUUUCUAGCAUUUACAUCGAUGAUCGGCUUUCCAAGCGGCGCUGAACUCCCGCCAGUCGAUUUUGAAAGUUGUUUAAAUGCCACACACUUGCUCAUGCCCGAUAUCCUUAAUGCAAGCCCUAGCACUGAAGUUGUCGAUGCGCUUAUGAUGCUUGCAGUUUAUCAAUUCGGUUGUGGAAAUAUUCAAACCACCGAUAUCAUAUUAUCUCUUGCAAUAAGAUUUUUAUUCAUGUUGAAGGCACAUUUAUACCCUGGAGAGGUCAUUGACGGGCUUCCGUCGGAGUCAAUGAACACCGAACAUCGGACCAUACUGCACAGGCGCGAAUUAUUCUGGAUCGGUUAUAUACUUGACAAGGAAAUCACGUUCCGCACAGGCCGGCCGCCCAUUGUCAAUGACAUAUCUUGUGAUCUUACGCUUCCGAGAUAUUAUUGGAGCCAAGUCAGCAUUGAAUUUACUGGUCACCCUCGUCUACCAGGUGACUUGCGCUUGAGCCUCAUCAAAUCGAAAGCCUACGAAAAGCUUUAG